This is a messenger RNA of Vollenhovia emeryi, 4974 nucleotides long. RefSeq lists its product as uncharacterized. The coding region runs from base 904 to 4914 and encodes 1336 amino acids. Gene Ontology annotation, molecular function: DNA binding. The transcript is spliced from 24 exons. NCBI's taxonomy places the organism in Eukaryota, Metazoa, Arthropoda, Insecta, Hymenoptera, Formicidae. The record is from RefSeq and is a predicted model, not a curated record.
UGAUGCAUGUAAUGUCAUAAUGACUUUUAUCACCAAUGAAUUUUAUCACUAAAAAUUAUCUCUACAACAAUGAUACAAAGUAACUUGGAGAUGACAGAAAAGAAAUCAGGUAUUCAAGCCCAUUAAAUAUUCAUAUUGGUUUCCGAAAAAUUUAUGUCUACUGUUAGCAUAGUACCUGUAUACAAGGUGUUAAGUAAUCCCCUCCCCCAAUCAUACCCGCUCGCACGCAUGCACGUAUUGUACGUACGCACGCAUGCGCGGGCUCUCCGCCUGGUUUCACACAAAGACAUGGUGGAAUACCAUGCACGAGAUCGAGACUGAAAUGACCAAAGGGCCGACAGAGAGUGAACAUACUAAUUAUACUAUGCUGUUACUGCUGUUAGAGUACAUACAUGUGAAAAAUAGAAUGAGAAAACAGUUGUGAUAUGUAGAAAAGAUAAUCUUAUUACAAUUGAUUCUUAAAAUUUCAAAUGCAAAGUCCAUGUAUAACCAACAGAGUUCGCUCGGGUCGUUUUCUGUAACUGCCCCAUAUUUGUAACUUCCAUUCGUUAUACACUCUAGUCCUCAGACGUUUCAUUCCGUUUACCAGGGUAAGGUUAUAAAAGAUUAGUAAAGCUUAAAUUCGAAAAUACGAAAUUUUAUGAAGCAAUCAAUUGUAUGUUAACUCCGCAAACAGUGCUGUUAUACUGGCAUUCCUAGAGAGCAAUUUGACAGGCGGAAAAGAAACUGUGUUGGUUCCAAACAAACAAUCAGCGAAAAAUCUAGCCAUCCAUAUUCAAAACUAAUAAUUAUAUUUAACAUAAAGUACUGAAAGAGGGUUAUAUCCCAAUUAUGGAAAUUUAAAUUCUAAGAGAGCAGUUGUCACGCUUAGUAUCGAACACGUUAUAACAUAAAACGUUUAAAAUGGAAGUUGAAGAAUGGCUACGGAAACAUUACACACAAGAAUGUCCUAAUACAGUAAAGUGUAACCGUUGUGAUGAAAUUUUUUCUAAUCAGAACAGACUGCAAAUCUUAAAAUAUCACUUAUAUGAAGAUCAUGAAAUAACAGAAUUAGAUGGGCAUCCAGAACGUGAAAUCAUACAGCAAAAUUAUAAAAUAACAUGUCUAACAGCAACAUGUAAUCAUUGUAGACGAAAAAGUAACCUUGCCAUUUAUGGUGUACAUAUUUUAAUAAUUCAUUUAAGAACUAUUCAUUCGGAUAAAUAUAAUUUAAUGAAGAGAAGAAGAUCACGUAUAUGGGAAAAAUACGAUAAAACAGACGACAAGGCAAUAUGCAAACAAUGUAAAACAGCAAUAAAAAUAAAUAGUAAAAUACCUACGAAAAAUUUAAAUGUUCACCUACGUCAUUGUCGGUUAAACAAGGUACGAAAAAUAUCACACCUAUGGGACAAGUUCAAUGUGAUGGAAAACAAGGCUACAUGCAAGGAAUGUAAGAGAACAAUAUCAAUAAAUAGUCAAUAUCCUAGAAUAGAAUUAACACAACAUUUAAUACUUUAUUGUCGUUAUUUUAAAAAUUACCACCUGGACAAAUGUAAGUUAAAAGAGAUGCAAAGAAGAUCACGCAUAUGGAACAAAUACGAGGUGACUGACAACAAAGCAACAUGCAGAAAAUGUAAAGGAACAAUAACAAUAAACAGUGACACUGCUACAACAGAUUUAAGUGAACACUUACUUCAAUGUCGCUACUCAUAUAUUGACAACCUAAGUAUAGGUAAAUUAAAGAAUUUACGAAGAUCACACAUAUGGGAAAAGUUUGAUUGUAAUGGAGACGGUGCGACAUGCAAGCAAUGUAAAAGAAACCUGGUAAUAAGUGGUACACGACCAAUAUCAUAUUUACGAAGUCACUUAAAAUAUUGUCGAAGCGGCUUAAAUACAACUGAAGAUGAGUUGAAAAAGUUGCGAAGAAGAUCAUUAAUAUGGGAAAAGUUUGACGAAGAGGGAAACAUGGCAAUAUGCAAGCAAUGUAAAAGAACAGUGUCCAUAAACAAAACACAUCCAACUAUAUAUUUACGAAUGCACUUAAAAAAUUGUCGCGGUUUAAAUAUAACCAAAGAUGAGAUGAAGAAGUUACGAAGAAGAUCAGUAAUAUGGGAGAAGUUUGAUGAAGAAGGAAACAAGACGAUAUGCAAGCAAUGUAAAAGAACAGUGUCCAUAAAUGAAACACAACCAACUACAUAUUUACGGAGGCACUUAAACUAUUGUCGAAGCGGCUUCAAUCUUGAUGCACCAAAGGUAGAUACGUUCAAGAAAUCACAAAGAAGAUCACUAAUAUGGGAGAAGUUCGAUGAAGAGGAAAACAGGGCUACAUGCAAACAAUGUAAAAAAACACUGUCAAUAAGUGGUAAACAAGCAAUACUAAAUUUGCGGAGACACUUAAAAUGUUGUAGCGGUGUAAAUCUCAAUGAGCUAAGUGAAGAUGAGUUGAAGAAGCUACAAAGAAGAUCAGUAGUAUGGGAGAAGUUUGAUGAAGAGGGAGACACGGCUAUAUGCAAACAAUGUAAAAAAUCACUGACAAUAAAUGAUAAACAGCCAUUAGUAAGUUUACGGCAACACUUAAAAUUUUGUCGCGGCUUAUACCUAGAUGAGGAUGAGUUGAAGAAGUUACGAAGAAAAUCACAAAUAUGGGAAAAGUUUCAUGUAUAUGGAGACAGGGCAACAUGCAAGCAAUGUAAAAGAACAGUGUUAGUAAGUGAUACACGACCAGCAGCAUAUUUACGGAGGCAUUUACAAUAUUGUCGAAGCGGUUUAAAUCUAGAUGAACAAAAUAAAGUUGGGAUGAAAAAAUUACGAAAAGGAGAAAUAUGGGAGAAGUUUGAUAAAGAAGAUAACAUGGCAAUAUGCAAGCAAUGUAAAAAACCUAUAAAAUUGGGUUCUAAUUAUUCAAGCAAGUUACGUCAACAUUUGUCUUGUUGCCGGGGCUUAAAUCUUAAUGACCUAAGUGAAGAUGAGUUAAAGAAGUUACGAAGGAAAUCACAAAUAUGGGAAAAGUUCGAUGAAAACGGAGACCGCGCAACAUGCAAACAAUGUACAAAAACAAUUAAAAUGCAGCCUAAGAAUAAAGCAGCAAGUUUACAUCUUCAUUUACAUUAUUGUCGCGGCUCAAAUCUUAAUGAUGCAAGCAAAGAUGAGUUGAAGAAGUCACGAAGAACAUCGAAGAUAUGGGAAAAGUUUUAUGAUAAUGGAGACAUUGCUACAUGCAAACAAUGUACAAAAACAAUUAAAUUGAAGCCAAAUCAAGAAAUAUCAUAUUUAUAUUAUCAUUUUCAUGCUUGUCGCGGCGUAAAUCUUAAUGAUCUAAGUAAAGAUGAGUUGAAGAAAUUACGAAGAAGAUCACAAGUGUGGGGAAAGUUUGAUAUUAAUGGAGACAGUGCUACAUGCAAACAAUGUACAAAAACAAUUAAAGUAAAGCCAAAUCGAGAAUUAAUGAGUUUCCAUUAUCAUUUACGUAAUUGUCGUGGCUCCAAUUUUUAUGAACUGAGUAAAUAUAAGUUGAAGAAAUUACCAAGGAGAAAAUCACAAACGUGGGAAAAAUUCGAAGAUAAUGGAGACACUGCGACAUGCAAACAAUGUACAAAAACAAUUAAACUGCAGCCUAAAAAACAAGUAGCAAGUUUACAUCAUCAUUUAAAUUAUUGUCGCGGCGUAAAUCUUAAAGGCGUAACAAAAGAUGAGCUGAGAAAGUUAAGAAGAAGAUCAAAAAUAUGGGAAAAGUUCGAUGAUAAUGGAAACAGUGCUACAUGUAAACAAUGUACAAAAACAAUUAAACUGAAGCCAGGUCAUGAAGUAUCAAGUUUACAUUUCCAUAUACGUUAUUGUCGCGGCUUAGAUCUUAGUGAACUAAAUGAAGAUGAGUUGAAGAAGUUACGAAGAAGAUCAGUAGUAUGGGAGAAGUUUGAUGAAGAGGGAGACAAGGCUAUAUGCAAGCUAUGUAAAAAAACACUUUCACUAAGUUGUAAAGAACCAGUAACAAAUUUACGGAUCCACUUACAAUAUUGUCGCGGCUUAAAUCUUGGUGAACUAAAUAACGAUGAGUUAAAGAAAUUACGAAGAAGGUCAGUAAUAUGGGAGAAGUUUGAUGAAGAUGGAGACAAUGCUGUAUGCAAACAAUGUCAAAAAACACUGUUAAUAAGUGAUAAAAAACAACCCGUAACAAAUUUGCGGAGCCACUUAAAAUAUUGUCGCGGUUACAGUAUUGGUAAAGUAAAUGAAGAUAAGUUAAAAAAGUUAGGAAGGAGAUCACAUAUAUGGUUGAAGUUUGUUGAAGAGGGAAACAGGGCGAUAUGCAAGCAAUGUAAAAAAAAAGUGUUAAUAAGUGGUGCACGACCAGCAUCAAAUUUAUGGAGCCACUUACAACAUUGUCGGAGCUCAAAUAUUACUGAACUAAAUAAAGAUAAGGUGAAGAAGUCACGGAAAAAACCACAAAUAUGGGAAAAGUUUCAUGUAGAUGGAAACAGGGCAACAUGCAAGCAAUGUAAAGGAACAGUGUUAAUAAGUGAUACACAACCAGCAGUAGAUUUACGGAAGCACUUACGAUUAUGUCACUGCUUAAAUCUAAAUGAAGAUGAAUUGAAGAAGUCACGAAGAAGAUCACAAAUAUGGGAAAAGUUUUAUGUAGAUGGAAACAGGGCAAUAUGCAAGCAAUGUAAAAGAACAGUGUUAGUAAGUGAUAUACAACCAGCAAUAUAUUUACGGGUGCACUUACGACAUUGUCGCGGCUUAAAUCUUCAUGGUCAAAGUAAAGAUGAGUUGAAGAAAGUACCAAUAAGACUAGAAAUAUGGGAGAAAUUUGAUAAAGAUGGAAACAGGGCAAUAUGCAAGCUAUGUAGAAAAUCUCUAUCAAUAAGUGGAAGAGAUCCAAAAUCAAAUUUACGGAGUCACUUAGCAUGUUGUCGCGGCAAAUCUUGCGAUAAAUGAAACAAAGAUGAGUUGAAGAAGUUAUGAAGAAGAUCACAAGUAUGGGAAAAAUGCUAUAAG